Pistacia vera is the source of this 2304-nucleotide messenger RNA. RefSeq names its product putative E3 ubiquitin-protein ligase LIN. The record is from RefSeq and is a predicted model, not a curated record. The transcript has 4 exons. The coding region runs from base 1 to 2304 and encodes 767 amino acids. NCBI's taxonomy places the organism in Eukaryota, Viridiplantae, Streptophyta, Magnoliopsida, Sapindales, Anacardiaceae.
AUGCCUUUAUCGAGCCUGCAUCAGCUUCUUGUUGAAGAAGGCUUUGAACCAGAAAAAUUAUCAAAAAAUUUAAGGCCUAUAAUGAAGCUCAAAGAAAGAGUUGAACCACCUGAUGAUUCCAUCACUCUCCCUAUAUACAUCUGCCGCAACGUCAAGACGUUCGACUUCACGAAGGCGAAGACCGAGAAGUCUAAGUGGUCAUCGAUAGUUUCAUCAGCUGGAAACCAUAACACCAAUAUGAAAAGAUCAGCGGAGGCUGCACCGAUUGAUGAAGUUGCAAUAAGGGCAGUGGUGUCCAUCCUCAGUGGAUUCAUUGGCAGGUAUUUGACGGAUGAAAGUUUCCGAAAAUCGGUUAAAGAGAAGAUCAACAAUGUCUUGGUGAGAAGAAGGAAAGAUUGUGACGAUGGAGGGGUGUUGACAAACAUGGAAAUUGGAAUUGAAAGCAUUGAGAAAUUGGUGGAAGAUGAAGGGGCAACAAAGAAGGAACUUAGAAUGGAACUGGUGAAGAAUUCAAUUCAACUUUUGAGUAUUGUUGCCUCUUUGAACUCAAAAAAUUCUAGACAAAAUUCAACUUGUGGCAUUCCCAAUUCACAUCUCUCAGCAUUUGCUCAACUCUACAUAGCAAUAAUCUACAAGUUGGAGAAGAAUGACAGGAUUUGUGCUAGACAUUUGCUUCAAGUUUUCGUUGAUUCGCCGUUUUUAGUAAGGACUCAUUUGCUUCCUGAUCUUUGGGAGCAUGUUUUCCUGCCUCAUCUUCUUCAUCUCCAGGUUUGGUACAAUAAAGAAUUUGAGUUGAUCUCAAACUUGAAUUGUAGUGAUAAAGAAAAGAGAAUAAAAGGUUUAAGCAAGGUGUAUAAUGAGCAAAUGGACAUGGGGACUACUAAAUUUGCUCUCUACUAUAAACAAUGGCUUAAAGUGGGGGCAAAUGCACCCACUGUCCCUUCUGUGCCUCUGCCUUCAAGGCCUAGCUAUGGAGGAACAUCGUCGAGGAGAAGACGAUCAUCGGAUUCGCUCGCCUCGCAGUCCUCCUCCAUGAGCAAAAAUUUGUAUCAAACUGUGUUUGGCCCCACACCUGAGCAGAUUUCAGUGGAAUUUAAUCAUCAAAGAAGACAUUCAAUCAAUGCAUGGAAUCUCCAGGAAGAAAAUUACAAUAACUUCAAUUAUGUUAAUAACAAAGAAUCAAGACCUAGGCGAAGAUCAUAUCAAUAUGACAGAGUUUCAAGAACAAAUUCAUGGAUUGAUUCAGAAAAAUCAGACUAUUUUCGAGUCCUGACAUGCCGCGGAACGCCAAAAGAGUUCCUAGUGAACUCAACCAGGAAUGAGUCCAAUGUUCAAACUUAUUCAAGUGAACUCAGCAGCGCGAUUACCGCGAUCUGUUCAUCGGAAAAUCUGACUGAAUGUGAAGUUGCAAUUCGGGUAGUCGCCAGGGCUUGGUUGAAUUCACAUGGUGAUCCUGCGGCAGAAGCUGAACUAUUGAAGGCUCCUGUAAUUGAAGCAAUGCUUGAGGUUUUGUUUGCUUCAAGUGAUGAUGAAAUUCUGGAGCUUGCAGUGUCAAUCUUGGCGGAAUUCGUGGCGCGAAACGAAGCGAAUAGGCAGAUAAUAUUGAACUCAGAUCCACAGCUUGUCAUUUUCAUUAGACUUUUGAAAAGUAACAGCCUGUUUCUGAAGGCUGCAGUACUGCUUUACCUGUUGGAACCAAAGGCGAAACAGAUGAUAUCGACCGAGUGGGUGCCAUUAGUCCUUCGAGUGCUGGAGUUCGGAGACCAGUUGCAGACCCUUUUCACAGUGUGCUGCAGAGCUCUAGUGGCUGCAUUUUAUUUUCUGGAUCAGCUACUAAACGGUUUCGAUGAAGAUAAGAAUCUGGAGAAUGUAAGAGAAGUUGUUUCACUUGGGGGAUUAGGCCUAUUAAUGGAGAGAAUUGAGAAAGGAGAAAUUGAUGAGAGGAAAAAGGCUGUCUCCAUUGUGAUUUGUUGCAUAAAAGCUGAUGAAAAUUGCAGAAAUUUCUUAGCUGAAAAUCUGAACAAGGCCUCAAUUCUUGAGCUCAUUGCUGGUGAUCAGAACCUGAAGAAUUCUGAUGGAAGUGCAAUUGCUUUGUUAACUGAGUUACUCUCUUUACAAAGAAGAACCCAGAUGAUGAAAUUCUUAGAUGGAUUAAGUGGAGGAUGGGGUGGCUUCAACACUAUGCACAUUUUGUUAGUUUAUCUGCAAAGAGCUCCACCAGAAGAACGACCACUGGUUGCAGCAAUUUUAUUACAGCUUGAUCUUCUGGUAAUUUCAUUUCUAUUUACUUCAUCAUUCCCAUGA